This is a messenger RNA of Vitrella brassicaformis, 788 nucleotides long. The record is from the annotation of a GenBank genome assembly. NCBI's taxonomy places the organism in Eukaryota, Vitrellaceae.
UUAAUCGAUAUCUAAGUUCACCUGCCCACCACUAUCCUCCUCUGCCAUAGCCUGCCCGGCAUCCAUCUCUCGCUCCACCUCACGAACUUGUCUCACGAAAUCUAGGGCCCGCUCGCCCGUCUCCUCCAUCAUCCCCUCCUCUCCCUCCCCACCCGCAUCAUCCAUGCCACCUCUCUCCCCUCCUCCCUCGCUGGGCUGAGCACUGACGUGCAUCGUAGCCCCGCUGUAUGCCCGCAUGAUCGGCCUCCCUCGAUCAUCGAUCGGCCUCCCUUGGCCAUCGAUCAGCCCUCCGUCCCGAUCAAUAUUCACCCACCGGUGCUCCCCCGACUCGAGAGUGAUGAAUCUCUGAUGAGGGCGCAGUGGGGCGAAGGGCUGAUGCAUGUAUGGCGAUGGCGCCAAGUACAUGGGCGGUGGCGGGUAUGGCAAGCCCGGUGGCAUGUCGAUAGGCGGUUGUGGGUAAGGCGGGGCAGGCGGCAUGUCGAAGUCCAUCGCAGAGGGGCCCGGUGGGUAGGGGAAGUGUGGCGGCACGUUCAUGACCGUUUGAGGGGGGUGGUGCGGUCGAUAGAGGAAGGGCGGCGGCAUGUGCGCUGGUUCUGGCGGGUUGAAGAAGGCUGGCGGUACUUGGCCCGCCUGGCGCCGAGAGGGCGGUUGCUGCCGGGCGAGCUGGUCGGCCGGCAGCAUCAGAGAGCGCUUCUCCAGCUCCUUGAGCAUCGUCUGCUCCAGCCGCACGCGAGCCCUUCUGCUUGAGCAAGAACGCCUGACAUUCCCCAUCCUCUCGGGGGUCGCGC